UGUGUUUAUACGAAAUUUACUGUAGGUAGGUGCGGUACGUAUUUAACUACGUUAAAUCAAUAAAACAUUCAUCAUGGCUGAAGUGAAGGAGAAUAUCUUCUUAUUUGUGCCCAACUUGAUUGGAUUCGCGCGUGUGAUCCUUGCGAUCAUAUCAUUUUAUUUCAUGCCUACACAUUGCAUUUUGGCGUGUUCCUGCUACAUCAUCUCUGCAUUGCUCGACGCCGUGGACGGUCAUGCAGCCCGGUACUUUAAUCAGAGUACUAAAUUUGGUGCAAUGCUUGAUCAAUUGACCGACAGAGCUGGCACCUCUUGCCUCUUGGUGACUCUCGCAACAUUCUAUCCCCAAUACACAUUCUGGUUCCAGCUAUCUCUAGCCAUUGAUGUGACUUGUCACUGGUUGUACCUUCAUACGUCAAUGCUCCAGGGCAAGGCUUCUCAUAAAUUCAUUGACAUGUCUGAGAAUCCUAUCAUGCGUGCCUAUUACACCAACAAGUGGCUCCUUUUCUAUAUGUGUGCUUGCAAUGAAGCCUUCUACGCAUCGCUGUACGUUCUGCACUUCUAUUCAGGACCAACAAUUCUAGGUGUGGAGCUGUAUAGGCUGAUUGCCAUGGUGACGAUGCCAACUGCGAUCGUUAAGACUGGUAUUUCUGUUCUUCACGGCUUUGUCGCCUCGCUAAACCUGGCAACUAUUGACGUGAACGAGCGAGCUGCUGCUAUUCAAAAGAACGAAUAAUUUGUUAAACAGAUAAUAUAAUCAUUCAUUAUGAUGUAAGAACAAUAUUUCUUCAUGGUUCCUAGAACUUUCUUCUGUGAAACAAGUUGUAUUUCUAGUCACUAAAACGAAAAAAUGCGUUGUCACUUUACUUAAAUUGACACAUCCAUAUAAAAAUCGAUUGAAUUAAUAUUUUUCGAUUUAAUUAUUUUACAAAAAUAAAUGGUUGCUCUAACAUGUACCUAACUGUUGCAAAGGGUUAAUUUUUCAGAACCACAUACGUCGUAUGCCAAUUUACGUCACUUCACACGUAAAUCACCUACAUAUUUGCAAGUUUUUUUUUUGUUUAUAAUUUUACCCAUAAACUGCUGAAAGUUUGACUUAAAAUUCUUAAUUAAACUAUGUUUUGUCUAUUUAAUUACAGUGAACAUAUAUUACAAAAUUUAUAACAUGCUAUUUCUUCUUUAAAACCUCUGAAUUUAUUAUGUUUAUUUAUAUUUUAUUAAGCAUAAAAUUCUUAACCAAAUAUUAUGUCGUUAACUUUAGUGUAAUAAAUCUCGAGUACUCAUUUAAUCUGAAUGGUAAUAAUAAACACUAAUAUAAGGCGAUGGGGCGAGGCACUAAAUAGCCGAGUUUUUUUUUCCAAAAUUAAUAAAAGUAUUAUGAUAUCUUUAAGGAAAUUCCAAUAAAUAAUUCCAGUAUACUUUUUUUUUCAUAAGCUUAUUAUUUGUGCAGAUGCUGUACAACUAGUGUAGUUGUGUUAAUAACGCACGAGGUUUCCAAGAUCUCUUGUCAUAUGAGGAACCGCCUUCGAUAUAAAAGUAUUGAUGUUUAGCUUAGCAAAUGAAUAUUAUAUUUGGAAUACGUUAAAGUACUAUUUCUUCUUCCAGUUUGUUGUGUCGUAUUAAAUCCAUAACUUAAAAACCGAGGAAUAUAAAACUAUGGAAACUUUAAUAAGAAAAGCGUAGUAAUUAACCAGCUUAUUCAAUAUUUGGUGUCGUGUGAUAGAUAAAUAAAUAAAUUUGCUAUCUUAUAUCAAAUGAAUAGGUAAAAAGUUUAUGUAUGUUAUGAUAUCUCAACUUUUAAUAUAAGUA
Molecule: messenger RNA, 1806 nt
Organism: Bombyx mandarina (wild silkworm)
Lineage: Eukaryota; Metazoa; Arthropoda; Insecta; Lepidoptera; Bombycidae
Gene: Pis
Product: phosphatidylinositol synthase
Biological process (GO): phosphatidylinositol biosynthetic process
Cellular component (GO): membrane; Golgi apparatus
Molecular function (GO): CDP-diacylglycerol-inositol 3-phosphatidyltransferase activity
Source: RefSeq, a predicted model, not a curated record